AUGCUCAGACGCCAUUCAGUCUGCCUCUCCGACAUCCCCUCCUUCGCAGAUUCUCUCGAACAGGAUCCCCUGGGCGAAUCUUAUCCCCAGACCUCCAAAUACGAAAACCCAGACGAAGAUACCACCAUCUGGACUAUACGCAGAUCCCCCACUCCGACGAUGACGGUAACGACAGCAUCAGCAUCAGCAACGCCCGCGAAGCCAUUUACGAACACGAACACGACCGCUGCGGAGGACAACGAGCACGAGAAGCAGCCUCAAGACACUCCCCAAACCACGUCAGCGAAAAAGAAGAAGAAAAACAAGAAGAAGAAGCCCAAAAGUCGGACUAAGGCAAAGGAUAAGCUGGACCAGGACCAGGAGCAGACUGAAGAAGGCAGCACUGUUGAGACUGAGACUGAGAGUCUGCCUCGGCUGGUUCAGCCGAUGUCGUUGGGUUCUCCUACGCCAUUUAUCGUCAACAGUGCGAGUUGGCAUAAAGUGGAUGAGGCCAAGAAUAACGAAGAUGGCCUCCAAAAAUUCCUCAGCUCCCAGCGUCUCUACACAGGGGACUGUGACAGUCCAUCAAUAACCGAGUUGACUCCCUCCACGACGACAGAUGCUACCGUUCGCGCUGCUAGCAUCCAUGGCGACAAACCAGCCCAGCAGGAACAACCACAGGAACAGCCGCAACAGCAGCCUUCCAACGUGCCAGAGCAACUUCCUGUUCCUACUGUCUGUCCUGAGCACACACGGAUGCUGUGCCAGUUUGUUCCUGGAUGCUGCGUGCACAAACCUCGACACUGCCAGUAUUGCCCUUUUCCGAUGUCGUGUUGCUGUGCCCAUCAUUCUGGCGAUUGUUGCUACUGUGCUUUUUCUCGGGAGCAGGCUUAUGAAGGUGGCAGUGGAAAUAAGGAAAACGUCAACCCAGAAAUGUUUGCUCCAGCUGACCCUAAGCCUGAGACGGCUAGCCAGAAACCUAUUAUUGUCCUGGAACCAAGCACCAGUGCCAGCGACGGCAGCCUGAGAACGCACACCCUAGCCCUCCUCGAAGCCGGAUCCUUCACCGACAGCCGCAUCAUUCUCGAAUCCCCGAGAAACAGCUUCUGCCUCACUUUCCCCGCCCACAAAGCCCUGCUCGCGCGCAGCCCCCGCCUGGCCGCAAUUUUCAGCUGCCUCGACCACCAGUCGUCUUCCAACGACAGUAAAAACACAGGCGAGGUCGACAUCGAAGCCCUUGUUGGCGAGACCUUUUACAUGGUGAAGGCAUUCGAAACCGCGCUACAGAAUCUCUACGGCCUGCCAUUGCUCAACAGGCAGAACCUGCCGCGGUUCACCAUGAUGGCGAUGGGAUAUACCGACGAAGAUGUGCACAGAACGGUGAAGUUUGGAAUGAGCGCUGCAACCGCUGAUUUUGCAAUCUGCUACGCCGUUUCCGGUGCGUUUCUGGGCCUCCCCGAGAUCAUGGAAACAGGCAUGAAGUUGGCGAUGGAGUUCGUGGAUUGGGAUAAUAUCGAGAUGGUGCUUUACUUCGCGCUGUCCGUUUCCAAGUUCAUUAUUACUUGUCCUGGACAUCCGAUAUCGUUGUCAUUUUCAGCGGAACAGGAACUCGUGAAUACUUGGAUUCCUCGUCUAAGGACGUACCUCUUCACUUUCAUAGCCACUUACCUACAGCACCUCCAGCAGAAACAGGAGCCGUUCGAACUUUACGUCUCCGCGCAAUCUAAAGGCAUGCCCGACCGCAUCCCCGAACACCUCCGCAAAGUGCCCGGGAGUAUCCUCUCAAACCCCAAGCUAGCAGAGGUCAAGUUCGGAUCUUUCGGUUCUGUCGAGGAACAACAGAAACCCAACCCUGAGGUAGUCCUCGUAUCCGCCAUCUUGAUCGGAUUACCGUACAAACUCUUGCAAGAGGCGUUUAAUAUUAUGGUGGAGAGAAAAGUGUUGAAUGAGAGCCAGGCGAGCACGAUUGUUAUCGAGAGGGAGGCGAGGAGAUUGUACGCGUUGAAGGUCUGGGGAGCGCAGCGGAUGGAUCAUGGUGGCGGUGGUGUUGGAGGUGAUGAGGAGGUGAAGGAGUUGGGAUAUCGCGAGAUUGUUACAAGGAAGAAUGGUAAGGUUCUGCUGGAGCGGGUGUGGGUUGGUUUGAAAUAG
Molecule: messenger RNA, 2127 nt
Organism: Aspergillus glaucus CBS 516.65
Lineage: Eukaryota; Fungi; Ascomycota; Eurotiomycetes; Eurotiales; Aspergillaceae
Exons: 2
Coding region: 1-2127 (708 amino acids)
Source: RefSeq, a predicted model, not a curated record